Pogonomyrmex barbatus (red harvester ant) is the source of this 443-nucleotide messenger RNA. RefSeq lists its product as uncharacterized. The record is from RefSeq and is a predicted model, not a curated record. NCBI's taxonomy places the organism in Eukaryota, Metazoa, Arthropoda, Insecta, Hymenoptera, Formicidae.
AUAGCAUAUUAAUUCUUGCUGACGUGCAAUGUUCAGCAAUAAGAAAAACAGCUUACCACCAAGACCUCAUAUGCCAAAUCAUGAACAUAUGCUGGAAGACCUCAAUAAAGCCGUGGUGGAUGAUGUAGCAUUCAAAAUCAUAAAUGAUUUAUGCAUAAAAGAAUCGUAUGGUCUGACAAGUAAUAACACAGAUGAUAUAUAUAAAAAAGUAAAAACCUAUUUAAAUACCAAACAGCAACUGAAACAGCUGGAGUGUACUUUGAAGAAAGAGGAAGAACAAAUGUAUGCAGAUAACAAAGAAAUAAAAAGGCUUGCAAAUGAUAUUAAAAAGCAAGCACAAGCUGCUCUAAUAAUUUCCAAAUAGAAAAGGUGUUGAAAUGCUUAUAUAAUUUAUUUCAUAAAAUUUUGACCAUGCAUCUUUAACUGGACAUACAUAUGUCUUU